UCAAAUCUCAGGCAAAAAAGGAGGAGAGAUGGAUAAAAAAUGGAAAGGUUGCGAAAGGGGGGGAAAAAAGCUGCCUGGAGUUACAUGCCUAGCGUCGCAGUCCAAUUAAAAGCCUGUGUGGAAGAGGCACCUUGUGUGUCAUGCAUACAUUAGAGACUGAGAGCGAGGGGUCUUGAGGGAGACCGAGGAGGCUCUACCCAGAGAGUGUCAUCACAAAUUACCAGGAGAAGGCUCUCCGACGCUCACUGUCUCUCCUGCUUUUGGCAUCAGCUAACACGCCACGCGCCAGCCGCCGCCACUACCUCCACCUCCACCAGAGCUCUGCUGCAGCCCACCAGUUCUCUCUCUUUCUCUCACCCACUCUCUCAUCUGCCCCCCCACCCCCCCUCUGCCACCCCCCUUCAUUGCUUCCUCUCAACACUCCUCUCUUUAUCUUCUACAGCUGUACUGUACCAUCACCUUGUCUUCUUCAAUUUCAUUUCUUGGCGGCAAAAAAAAAAGAAAGAAUGGAUCUAUGAUCUUUUUUUUAUUUUUUACUUUUUUCUCACAAACUUCGAAAACACCAGAGUCAGUCUCAGAGAAAAAAGAGGGUUUUUUUAUAUACAUAUAUAUAUCUGCACAUUUCUCAGCUUUUUUCAUAUUUUGUCUCUAAUGGCAAGACUUGCUCGUUGUGGUCUAACUGAGACGUGAUGCUUCAGGAUUUAAGCGCGAGCGUCCUCUUUCCACCGUGUCUACAGCAUCGAACUUUUGCUCAAGUUCCCGACAAUGACGAGCAGUUUGUUCCAGACUUCCAGACUGAAAACUUGGCUUUCCACGGACUGCAGCUGAAGAUCAAGAGGGAGCUGCACAGCCCGUGCUCGGAGCUGAACUCCAACUGCAGUCAGGAGCGGCCCUUCAAACUCCAGUAUGGAGAGAAGUGCCCAUACAGCAUCAGUGCCUAUGAGCAGAAGCAGCCCGCAGGUAUGAAGCCCUCCAGCCCAGUGACUCCCCCCUGUAGUACCCCCGUGUCACCCCUUCACCAUGGCUCACCUACAGCAGCCCCGACACCCAAACCAGACAGGACCUAUGCCCACAUACCGCCCUCACAGCCUCUCCCCGACAACGCCUACUCAAUGGACCACAGAUUUCGUCGUCAGCUCUCAGAGCCAUGCCACUCGUUCCCCUCCCCACCGACGAUGGCUCGAGACAGCAGGCCCAUCUACCACAGGCAGAUGUCGGAGCCCAACAUCCCCUUCCCUCCUCAAGGCUUCAAGAAGGAGUACCCCGACCCCCUCUUCGAACACCCUGCCAUGAUGGGCGCGCCGCUUCCCCACGGGUACCCCUCCGGCAUGAUGAUCAAGCAGGAACCGAGAGACUUCAGCUAUGACUCAGAAGUGCCUAGCUGCCAUUCUGUCUACUUACGGCAAGACGGCUAUCUGGCUCACACUAACAGGACUGAAGGUUGUAUGUUUGACAAAGUGGCGAGACAUUUCUACGAUGAUACCUGCGUAGUACCAGAAAAGGUUGAAGGUGACAUCAAGCAGGAGUCAGGUCUGUACCGUGAGGGCCCGUCAUACCAGCGCAGAGGCUCAUUGCAGCUCUGGCAGUUCCUGGUGGCUCUACUGGACGACCCAUCCAACUCCCACUUCAUCGCCUGGACUGGUCGCGGCAUGGAGUUUAAGCUCAUCGAGCCAGAGGAGGUGGCACGCCGAUGGGGGAUACAGAAGAAUCGGCCGGCAAUGAAUUAUGACAAACUCAGCAGAUCAUUGCGUUACUACUACGAGAAGGGAAUCAUGCAAAAGGUUGCCGGUGAGAGAUACGUCUACAAGUUCGUGUGCGACCCCGAGGCCUUGUUCUCCAUGGCGUUCCCUGACAAUCAGCGACCGGUGCUGAAGACGGACAUGGAGCGGCAGAUCAACGAGGAGGACACGGUGCCGCUGUCGCACUUCGAUGAGAACAUGGCCUACGUGCAGGAAGGGCCCUACUGCCAGCCACACCCCUACAGCGAGGGCUACGUUUAUUAACGUCAGCCCCACAAACGCACACACACACUGACAAAAACACACCUUCACUCUAACCUGCUGCCCCCCCCUGCCUCCUCCAUACACCUGAGACUGUCACAUCCUCUGGUAAACAGCCUGAACACACACAUAUAUGCACACACACACACAUAAAAGGGCACUUCCCUCUAUCUGUCUUACAUAAAAACUACACACAUCCUCUUUUUGCUCUCGUCUUUCUGACGUCCAGGCUGCACAGCAGGAUGGAGAGUGCACUUUAUGGACAGGAACGGCGCGAUGGUUGGCUGUGUGGUUGACUUUAACAUUGUUUAUGUUUGUAGAUUAUUAUGGAAAUCAUUCAGUUCAUUUUUCUUUUUAGUUCCUCUGAUUUUGAGCAUGUGAGAUUGGACUCAGUCUCUAACCCGUGGCCACCCGAGGCUAAAUUCCUAAAACUUUGAUUUAAUCUACACAUGUGAAGCAAAUCAAAGGAUGACUCCUGUUUUUUGUCGGACAUGUCCUUUAGUCAGCCCUUACUUAAACAUCCCAUAAUGGAAAUGUAACAACACUUUUAUGAGGAAGAGACGAGAUUAAAGACUUGAAAAGAAAACAGACUUUGGUGAGAAGGCUGAACUCAGCAGAUCUGUCCGUCAGUGAUUUCUGCCCCUUUGUCCAGUCAAACUGUAGAUCUCAUCAUUUAGGUGUAUUUGCUGUAAAGACAUAAACUCUACUGGAUUGUUCCCUCAUGAACUGAAAAAAAAAAAAAAAAACACUUUGUUGGUCGGUGAAGACGAGACUUUGGAACACUGGAACUGUACAGAGGAAAUGAGACUUUUUCCUGCAUCACAUGUGAACGGACCGUGUUUAGGAUGAGUCACCGAAGCUCUACAGGCUGCUGUAAAGUAACUCAGAAGUUGAUUUGUGUUCUGAAACUCAUCAGAGCAGAAAUCGUUUAUUCACCGUUCAGGUGUUCAGUUUUUCAAUGAAUAACAGGUCAAAGUUUAUGUACAGAUGAAGUGGAUACAGCAGUCAGUUCCAUUUCAGGAUAACGUUUGCAUCCAUCAAAAAAAAAAAAAAAAGGAG
Messenger RNA from Melanotaenia boesemani (Boeseman's rainbowfish), 3059 nucleotides. It is a transcript of the gene etv1, whose product is annotated as ETS variant transcription factor 1. Lineage: Eukaryota; Metazoa; Chordata; Actinopteri; Atheriniformes; Melanotaeniidae. The transcript has 10 exons. Gene Ontology annotation, biological process: cell differentiation; regulation of transcription by RNA polymerase II. Gene Ontology annotation, cellular component: nucleus. Gene Ontology annotation, molecular function: DNA-binding transcription factor activity, RNA polymerase II-specific; sequence-specific DNA binding. The record is from RefSeq and is a predicted model, not a curated record. Bases 690 to 2003 code for a protein of 437 amino acids.